CAGUGGUAAGAACAAUGACAAGCUGAAAAUGCAACCGAUUUCAGUUGAUUGUAAUGUCACAGAGUACUGCGGAAGAGCCAGAGUAUCGGGCUUACGUGUUAGGAAAGGAAUCAGAGCUGCGAUUCGAAGUCGAGACAAAUGAGACUGUGCUUCUGCACAUCACAAAUGGCAAGGCGGAGAUAUUCGGGGCCGAACUGCUGCAGACGAUAGAGUACAAGUUUGAGGCAGGCAGUAAGAUAGCAGUGUUCACGUGGCACGGCUGUAAAUUGAAGAUAGCGGGCAAGACAGAAGGCGAGUAUGUUUCGAAGGACACACCUAUGGUGAUGUAUGUGAACACACACGCAGCCCUGGAACAGAUGCGAACUGCGGCAGAGGAGAACGGAUCCAGAGGCCCAAAAUCGAUGAUUUGUGGCCCUACAGACAGUGGAAAGACAACUCUAUGUCGCAUACUGUUAAACUAUGCUCUGCGAGUAGGGCAGAGACCAACUUUUGUUGAUCUGGACGUGGGGCAAGGUACCAUUUCUAUUCCCGGAACCCUUGGUGCUGUUGUGCCUGAAAAACCACUGGAUCCGGUGGGUGCUUUUAUAAACGAGAACCCAGUUGUUUACCAUUAUGGUCACGUGACACCAGAGGCAAACUCCAGGUACUAUGAGCAUAACAUCAGUCUCCUUGCAACUGUGUACCAUCUGCGCUGCUCCAAGAGCAAAAGGGCGGACGUUGGGGGACUGUUCAUCAAUACUUGUGGGUUUGUCAAGGGAGUCGGAUAUAGCUCAAUCCUCCACGCAGCCAAAGAAUUCGAAGUGGACGUCGUAAUAGUGCUGGAACAAGAGCGUCUCUACAACGAAUUGAAGAAGUCUUUGCCCGCUAAAACUAAAGUGGUACUUCUUCCCAAGUCAGGAGGAGUGGUAGAGCGGAGCAGUGGCUUCAGGAAAGAAAGUCGCGACAAACGAAUUCACGAAUACUUUUUCGGCAGUGGUUCUCAAAAUACUCUAAACCCUCACAGGAUGGAAGUGAGUUUCGACGAGGUGGAGGUGUUCAAGGUGGGAGCUCCUGUCCUGUCUAAUUCCUGUCUCCCAUUCGACGCAGAGCCAGAGGACUACGAGAAGAAGCUAGUGCCAGUGGAGGUCGGCCCAGAACUAGUGAACAAACUACUGUCUGUAAACCACGCUGAGUGUGAAAUGGACAUCAUAGAAACCAAUCUAGCGGGCUUCGUGGUCGUGCAGGAAGUGAAUAUGGAAAAACAGACCCUGUCCCUUCUCAGCCCCAAACCCUACCCUCUACCCAACAGUUAUCUCUUGGUCGGAGAUUUAGCUUUCAUGGUGCAACAAUAAACUCAAAAACUAUUUUUUUUCUUUACUUGUUUUGUUUCAUUUGAUGUCGAUUGCGUUUAAUUUAGAUUCCAACUAC
Molecule: messenger RNA, 1407 nt
Organism: Symsagittifera roscoffensis
Lineage: Eukaryota; Metazoa; Xenacoelomorpha; Acoela; Convolutidae
Product: polyribonucleotide 5'-hydroxyl-kinase Clp1-like
Exons: 4
Coding region: 54-1331 (425 amino acids)
Biological process (GO): tRNA splicing, via endonucleolytic cleavage and ligation
Cellular component (GO): mRNA cleavage factor complex; nucleus
Molecular function (GO): polynucleotide 5'-hydroxyl-kinase activity
Source: RefSeq, a predicted model, not a curated record